AGGAGGGGUUUGGGAACAGAGAUGCUGGCCAGGGCUCGGCCAUGGAAGCAGAAGGGGAGGGGGAAUGCUAGCCAGUUCUGAGACAGGACAGAGAUGGGGUGGGGACACGGUGGUGGAGCCAGAAUGGGUGAGUGAAGGGGUCAGAGCCUGGUGGAGGAGGGAGUUCUGGAAAAGGCUGGGGAGCCAAGGCCCAGCUGUGGGACCCAGCAGAGGAGACCUCAGGGGCAGCCAGCAUCCAUCCCUGUGUGGAGACCAGAAGGGGCCAGGCUGCCCAGGAGCAAGCAGAUGCGUCUGAAUUCCUGUGCAUGAGCACAGCUCCGCUAUCUGGGGACAUCAUGAAAGCCCCCCGGGGAUGGCUGGUGAUCUAUGUGCUGGCCAUAACCCUGGCCUCUACGGUGACCCAGGACGUGUGUCGAGCACCCAACGGGAAGGAUGGGGUCCCAGGGAAACCGGGGCGACAUGGGCGGCCUGGCCUCAAGGGGGAGCAGGGCGAACCUGGAGCCUCUGGCAUCCGGACAGGCAUCCGAGGCCUUAAAGGAGACCAGGGGGAGCCUGGGCCUCCUGGGAACCCAGGCAAAGUGGGAUACCCAGGGCCCAGUGGUCCCCCAGGGGAACAAGGUGCCUUAGGACCAAAGGGCUCGAAGGGCAAUCCAGGAAACAUCAGGGAUCAGCCACGGCCUGCCUUCUCGGCCGUUAGGCGGAACCCCCCCGUGAGCAGCAGCAAUGUGGUCAUCUUCGACACGGUCAUCACCAACCAGGAAGGCCCCUACCAGAGCCAGUCGGGCCACUUCCUGUGCGCCGUGCCAGGCUUCUACUACUUCACCUUCCAAGUGGUCUCCAAGUGGGACAUCUGCCUGAGCAUCGUGUCCUCCUCCCAGGGCCAGCUCCGCCGCUCCCUGGGCUUCUGCGACAUCCAUAGCAAGGAGCAGUUCCAGGUGGUGUCGGGGGGCACCGUGUUCCAGCUGCAGCGGGGUGACCAGGUCUGGGUAGAGAAGGACCCUGCUAAGGGCCGCAUCUACCAGGGUCCUGAAGCCGACAGCAUCUUCAGCGGCUUCCUCAUCUUCCCGUCUGCCUGAGCUGGGAGUUGCUCACUGCCACUGUCACCACCACCACCAUGGCCUCCUCCCUCCUCACCUGGGACCCCAGCUCACUCCCUUCUUCCCGGGCUCCUCUGCUCUACAAAAUGGGGUGCUACUGCUCUAGCCACCUGAGGCCCGGGACUGGCUCCUAGGUACCCGGGACCUGCCACCACUGCACGGUCUGAAAACAUCCUUACAGGCCUUCCUGAAAUAAAGGCCCAUGUUUGUCUUCUGGG
Heterocephalus glaber (naked mole-rat) is the source of this 1315-nucleotide messenger RNA. RefSeq names its product complement C1q A chain (gene C1qa). The record is from RefSeq and is a predicted model, not a curated record. Gene Ontology annotation, molecular function: protein binding. NCBI's taxonomy places the organism in Eukaryota, Metazoa, Chordata, Mammalia, Rodentia, Bathyergidae.